Messenger RNA from Phascolarctos cinereus (koala), 1729 nucleotides. Its product is annotated as mucin-16-like. The record is from RefSeq and is a predicted model, not a curated record. Lineage: Eukaryota; Metazoa; Chordata; Mammalia; Diprotodontia; Phascolarctidae.
AAAUUCAGCACCACAGAGAAAAUGCUGCAGCACCUGGAAUAGCAGCACUGGCUCCCUCUAGUCUGAAUGCAGAGUGACAUCUUUGAGCUGUAAGAAGCAACAGGAAUGAAUGCUGUGUGCCUCCACUGGAGAGAACCCAGUGUCCUCUUUCUGGACAGAGAGAGGGUUUAUUGUGAGCUGAGCAAACUGAGAAAUGGAAUCACCAGACUUGGCCCCUACAUCUUGGAUAAGAACAGUCUCUACGUCAAUGGUUAUAAUGAGCAUGAUGCAGCCCUGCCUGCUACCAACAAUGCGUCAACAUUUGCAACUCUCCAUGGCUCCACACGAAAGGGAACCUCCACAGCUCCUGUGCAGACCACACAUGAGCCAUCAUGGCUCCAUUCUCUGGCUCCACUAUCAUUCUCCAGCACUACAGCUGAUGGCCAGAGCCUGGAGUCCUUCACACUGAACUUCACCCUCACUAACCUAAUGUACACAGAAGACAUGGGGCGCCCUGGGUCCAUCAAAUUCAACCGAACAGAGAUAAUCCUGCAGAACCUGCUCAGUUGCUUGUUCAAGAGAAGCAGCAUUGGCAACUUCUACACCGGGUGCAAAGUGGCCUCCCUGAGCUCCUGGCCUAACCACCAUACCACCACCUGCAAUCCCUCUGGGACCCACAGGACCUGGAUACUGGACAGCCAGUGACCCCAGACUGCAACAUUUUACUUUGAACUUCACCAUCACUAAUCUACGCUACACUGCAGAUAUGGGACACCCAGGUACUACCACAUUUAACGACACAGAAGGGGUCCUCCAGAGAUUGGUGGGCCCCUUGUUCAGGAAUAGCAGCAUUGGCUUAUAUUACACUGGAUGUGGACUGAUCUCUCUGAGACUUUCAAUGGAUGGACUAGCAAGUAGAGUGGACGCUUUAUGUGUCUGGCAGAAAGGCCACACCAGCCCAGUGUUCAACAGAGAGAGGAUUUACAUGGAACUGAGCAACCAGACUCAUGGCCUCACUAAGCUGGAUCCUUAUACAUUGGAAAAAGACAGCCUCUGACUCAACAGUGAGCAGUCACUCUUAUUCCAGUGACAACGUUUGGGUAGUUUUCACUCAGUGCUAUUCAUCCCAGAGGACCCCUGGAGAAGGGGAAUACCAGAUUGACUUCAGGAUUAUCAACCACAACCUUAGCAACCCUGACCCUACUGGAGUACCAAGCACUGCACAGAGACAUCCGGGACAAGAUGACACAGCUGUAUGCAGGCAGCCAGCUCCAGGACAGAUUCCACUACUGCCUCAUCACAGGCCUCAGGAUGGGCUCUGUGUAUGUCACCUGCAACUGCAGCUUCUCCUCCAACCUGGAUCCUGACACCAUUGGACAAGUGUUUCUGGACAGGACCCAGGAUGCCACAGCCCACUGGCUCAGGGACUCCUAUAAGCUGGAUAACCUCCAAGUGACAAAACUGGAAGCAGCCACCCCACUGUCUACAGCUAAGCCACUGAUUGACCCCAGGCCCCGACACUUCCAAUUGAACUUCACUGUCACCAGCGUGCUCUAUUCCCUGGACUUGUCACACCCUGACUCAGCCAAGUAUCAAGAGAACAAAAAUGGCAUUGAAGAUGCGGUAAGGUCUAGUCCCAAGAGCUGUAGGAAGGACCCAAGCAGGGAUCUCCAAGCGUGCUCUUUCCUGACUGUCCCCCAAGAGCGUGGGGCUUUCACAUCAGGCUUUCAGCAGAAUCCUGGACAACCUC